AUGUCAUCCGAAUCGCUCGUCUGGUUCAUCACUGGAACUAGUUCUGGCUUCGGUCACGACCUCACCCUCGCCGCCCUUCAGCAUGGAGACAAAGUAAUCGCAACCGCCCGCCAACUGUCCGCCAUCGAGGGCCUCAAGGAGGCAGGGGCUUCAGUUCUCGAGUUGGAUGUGGCAUCUCCACUCGAGGAGGUGAAGUACGUCGCUGAGGCAGCACAUAGCAUAUACGGAAGGAUCGAUGUCGUCGUGAACAACGCGGGAUAUGCCAUUCUUGGUGCUUUAGAAGAGCGAACUCCUGAAGAAACCCUAGAACAAUUCAACGUGAAUGUGUUGGGAGGUCUGAACGUCGCCCGCGCGUUCUUGCCAUAUCAGCGCAAAGCCAAAACGGGAACCAUCGUCUGGAUUGGCUCCAUGGUUGGAUGGUUUGGGGCACUGGGAUUUGCCCUUUAUUCGGGCACCAAGCAUGCCAUCCGGGCCAUCGCAGAAACUCUCCAUGAAGAAAUUUCGCCUCUGGGCUUACGUUUGAUCGUGCUCGAGCCUGGCAUGUUCCGCACGGCUGGUAUGAACCCAGGGAAACCCACCGUUGAAUACGUUAACCGCGUCGAAGACUACAAAACUAUAUUAGAACCUUGGGUAACUAGGUACAAAGCUGCUUAUAAUAACCAACCCGGGGAUCCGAAGAAGUUCGUGAAAUUGUUGAUUGACUACGUGAAACUAGAAGGGCCAUUCUCGAAGGAGCAGAGGGGAGACAAGGAGGUCCCUAUCAGUUUUCCCGUAGGACCAGAUGCAUACGUCUCUGUGACGAAGCGCUUGAGCGAGCAGCUCAAAAUGAUGGAGGAUUGGAAGGAUGUCAUUCGUAGCACUAACUUCUGA
This is a messenger RNA of Cantharellus anzutake, 870 nucleotides long. Its product is annotated as short-chain oxidoreductase. NCBI's taxonomy places the organism in Eukaryota, Fungi, Basidiomycota, Agaricomycetes, Cantharellales, Hydnaceae. The record is from RefSeq and is a predicted model, not a curated record. Bases 1 to 870 code for a protein of 289 amino acids. The transcript has 5 exons. Gene Ontology annotation, molecular function: oxidoreductase activity.